This is a messenger RNA of Coregonus sp. 'balchen', 2900 nucleotides long. Lineage: Eukaryota; Metazoa; Chordata; Actinopteri; Salmoniformes; Salmonidae. The record is from the annotation of a GenBank genome assembly.
GUGCAGACCGACCCGAAGCUGGGCUCCCCAAUGUACUUCUUCUUCCACAACCUGUCCUUCAUGGACAUGGUCUACACCACAGUCACUAUCCCCAACAUGUUGUCAGGCUUCCUGACCGAGGUCAAGACUGUUUCCGUCCCCGGCUGCUUCCUCCAGAUGUACUGCUUCAUCCAGAUGGCCGUCAACAACCGCACCCUGCUGACCGUCAUGGCCUACGACAGCUAUGUGGCCAUUUGUAAUUCUCUCCGCUACGCCGCUGUGAUGACCCGCCCCGUCCGCCUGCUCCUCAUCAUCGGGGCGUGGACCUUAGGCGCCAUCUGCACCCUCCCGGCCACUACCAUGGCAACGCGGCGUUCGUACUGCAGACCCAACGUGGUGCGCCACUGCUUGUGCGACCCAUCCUCAGUGAGGCGGCUGGUGUGAGGAGACACAGAUGGACAGUAUCAUGUCAGCACGGGCGGCAGGUAGCUUAGUGGUUAAGAGCGUUGUGCCAGUAACCGAAAGGUCGCUGGUUCUAAUCUCCUAGCCAACUAGGUGAAAAAUCUGUCGAUGUGCCCUUGAGCAAGGCACUUAACCCUAAUUGCUUCUGUAAGUCGCUCUGGAUAAGAGCGUCUGCUAAAUGACAAAAAAUGAAAAUAAAAAUAAUGUCACUGUCCUUUGCGCUUGUAGCCCUGCUCACCACGGGCGUGCUCAUCUUCACUUCCUACAUCGGCAGUGGUGUAAAAAUACUUUCAAGUACUACUUAAGUAGUGUUUUGGGGUAUCUGUACUUUACUUUACUAUUUAUAUUUUUAUAUUAUUACUUCACUACAUUCCUAAAAAAAAGUAUGUACUUUUUACUCCAUACAUUUUAGCUGACACCCAAAAAGUACUCGUUACAUUUUGAAUGCUUAGCAGGACAGGGAAAUGGUCCAAUUCACUCACUUACCAAGAGAACAUCCCUGGUCAUCCCUACUGCCUCUGAUCUGGCGGACUCACCAAACACACAUGCGUCAUUUGUAAAUGUCUGAGUGUUGGUGUGUUCCCCUGGAUUGCCGUAAAUAAAAAUAAAUAAAUAAACUGUGCCGGCUGGUUUGCUUAACAUAAAAAAAUUGAAAUGAUUUAUACUUUUACUUUUGAUACUUAAGUAUAUUUAAAACCAAACACUUGUAGACUUUUACUCAAGUAGUAUUUUACUGGGUGACUUUCACUUCUACUUGAGUCAUUUUCUAUUAAGGCAUCUUUACUUUUACUCAAGUAUGACAAUUGGGUACUUUUUCCACCACUGCUCAUCAGUGUGGCAGUAGCUAAAAUGGGCGCCGCCCAGCGACUGAAGGCGUUCACCACCUGUGCCGCCCACCUGACGGUUGGGUCCAUCUCUUACAGCUCCAACUCGUUCGUCUACAUCUACUACCAUGUGGGAAACUUCUCUCCAGAGGUGACCCUCCUCUUCAUUCUCUUUCUCCCCCUCCCCCUUUCUUUCUUCUGAUGUCUGUUUAACUAUGCCAUCAGACAACCUUCAGUCAACACUGUGAAUUCUACAUUCACCAGUUGAAGAGUUUGACUGAUAUUUGUGCCAUUACUCUGGUUACACAUGUCCUCUGAUUUGUGUCUUUUCACUGUUCAUAUCUACCGGUAUGCAAAAUGGGUUCCCACCAGGAGAUGACAGUGUUGUAUUAAUUGUGUGUCGCAUAUUGUACUGAUGCUCUUCAGUCAUUGUUGGUUUGUGUCAUGGUGGCAGGGCUGUGAUAAUCCUAAUAACAGGGUUGGGGUCAAUUUAAUUUAAAUUCCAGUCAAUUAGGAAAUUAAACCAAAUUCCAAUUCUAAUUCCAUUUUCCUUAUUGACUGGAACGAACUGCAAAAAUCUCUGAAGCUGGAGACUCUUAUCUCCCUCACUAACUUUAAGCGUCAGUUGUCAGAGCAGCUUACCGAUCACUGCACCUGUACACAGCCAUUCUGAAAUAAGCCCACCCAACUACCUCAUCCCCAUAUUGUUAUUUAUUUUGCUAAUUUGCACCCCAGUAUCUCUAUUUGCACAUCAUCUUUUGCACAUCUAUCAUUCCAGUGUUAAUUACGAAAUUGUAACUAUUUUUGCACUAUGGCCUAUUUAUUUAUUGCCUUACCUACAUAACUUACUACAUUCGCACACACUGUGUAUAUAUUUUCUGUUGUAUUUUUGACUUUAUGUUUUGAUUACCCCAUAUGUAACUCUGUGUUGUUGUUUUUAUCGCACUGCUUUGCUUUAUCUUGGCCAGGUCGCAGUUGUAAAUGGGAACUUGUUCUCAACUGGCUUACCUAGUUAAAUAAAGGUGAAAUGAAUAAAAAAAGAAAAAAAAUAUUUGAAAGGCAUUGGAGAGAAUUUGAAUUUCAAAGUACUUCCUGAAUUGACUGGAAUUUAAAUUUGACAUUUUAGUCAUUUAGCAGACGCUCUUAUACAGAGCGACUUACAGUUAGUGAGUGCAUACAUUUUCAUACUUGCCCCCUGUGGGAAACGAACCCACAACCCUGGCGUUGCAAGCACCAUGCUCUACCAACUGAGCUACAGGGGAUGAAUUGACCACAACCCUGCCUAAUAAUGCUGUGUAAAUGUUUAUAGGUAAAUAUGAUCAAGGUCGUGCUGUUAAUAAUGUUGUGAUAAGGUUGGAUAACAUUGUGUUGAUGAGGUAGGUGCGUAUCAUUGUUGUAUAAUAAUGUAUAACUUUUUUUGGGGUGCGGGGGGUUAUCAUUGUCGCAUUGCGGUUGUCUUAAUGUUGUAUUAAUGUUGUGUUAUUGUUGUAGGUGUGUAUCAUCGUGUCGGUGCUGUACUCAGCUCUGACUCCUUUCCUGAACCCGAUUAUCUACAGCAUAAGGAACACGUUGCUGAGAGAGGCCAUCAAGAGGGCCUUCUGCCAACACAGAGCCAUCUCACCACAGGGCCGAUAA